CAGCCGGCUCCACCAAUCAGAUGCCGGUAAACAGCAAACCGCGCCAGCGCGUCAUCACGCGUGGCGCUUAAACAGUAUUGUCUUGAGAAGAGCACACAAGUUUAUUUUAAGUUUCUUUUCUAUAGAGUUGCGCUUUACAGUACGCGUCGACGAACUCGAAAGCGACGCUGAAACUGAGCAGUUCGAGUUGACGAUAUGUUAUACCACUGAGUGCUCGGUGGGCGCCCCGUUGGUGUUUAAGUUGUCAAGGCAUCACUUGCUAGCGACAGCAGCUACUCCUCUCUAAAGUUGUCCCACCAUGGCGGCGGUGGCGGCGGCGGCUGCUACUUGUCAACCACGACGUGCCUUGGAAGAAAUACCCACUCCACAGCCCAAAAUUGAAGCUCGGAUGAGGAGGUCCUACCUCGACAUCUUAAAUUCGCGUUCGCCUCCGUCGCCAAUUCCAAGGGCCAAAAUCAUGUCCACGUCUAACGCCAUGCCGACGCAGUCACUGGAUUUUUCCACUGAUGGCGAAUGGCGUGGAAACGUGAAGCCGUGUAAAAAGAUGGACGAAAGUUAUGCACCGAUGUCAGAACACCAGCUCGUCCAGCUUAUCAGGUCCCUCAUCUUGGUUGAGCAGAGCCAAGAACGCAUACGCCUGACCUCAGGCCUGAGGUAUCUUCAAGAGGAUUUACAACUCAAGAAGGCCAAUGUGUACAGGUCCAUUCCAUAUUCCCGCUUUGGCUCCAACAGGGAUGCUCACUGCUACAGAAAGGCAUACCCCCACCUAGUGGUGUUCAAAGUUACAUGCCAGCAGUGGGGCCAAGUUCUUCUGCAGAACAAAGAGUGGGAUGCUGUGUUGGAACACACCCUCUUGGCAUGGCAGUAUACCAGCGAACUGCCACAAUGGGACAUGGCAAGCCACAACGCUCUGCGAGAGCAGUGCUACAGUGUUAUGGCAGCGCACAGCCUCACUGCGCUCCAGCAACACUGCCUGACACCAAGUCGAGGACAUGAGCUGCUAAGAAGGAUGAAGAUGGCACAACUGCACAGCCAGUCAAUUGUACCUUGUAUUCAUGAGCUGCAGAGGAUUGUGGGAUGUGAUGACAAUUCCAUGGAUUUAAAAUGACUUGAAGACUGGCUGAAUGCCGCAGCGAUUUUUCUUCCCCCCCCCCCCCCCCCCUUUUUCUCCUGGCCUAAAAUGAUUUUGUUGCCAAAUGUAGAUGGAGUAUAGUUUACAACAAUACGACAUCACUGUUAAAUAUUUGGGCAGUUGUUAAAGGGUGAAAACUACCCUGACAUUCCUGAUUCAAUAGCUUUCCCAUUUUCUUUUGGCUGCAAUGUACCAUAAUGUAACAUUUGCAUGCUUUUAUGACAUUGCAUUGACCAUGUUAGAAAUACAGUGGAGUCAUUUUUGUGUAAAUCGACAUGUUUGUCUUGAUUAGGUACAUUUGUUUUGUUACUGUUUGCACUGUUGCUAUUCAACCUGAAAACUUGAAAAAUAAGAGUAUUUAAAUAAAAUAAUUUUCUACUGCGAA
Hippocampus zosterae (dwarf seahorse) is the source of this 1517-nucleotide messenger RNA. RefSeq lists its product as uncharacterized. The transcript is spliced from 6 exons. The record is from RefSeq and is a predicted model, not a curated record. Gene Ontology annotation, biological process: proteasome localization; nuclear protein quality control by the ubiquitin-proteasome system. Gene Ontology annotation, cellular component: nucleus. The coding region runs from base 299 to 1108 and encodes 269 amino acids. NCBI's taxonomy places the organism in Eukaryota, Metazoa, Chordata, Actinopteri, Syngnathiformes, Syngnathidae.